Hypanus sabinus (Atlantic stingray) is the source of this 2306-nucleotide messenger RNA. RefSeq names its product G-2 and S-phase expressed 1 (gene gtse1). The record is from RefSeq and is a predicted model, not a curated record. Lineage: Eukaryota; Metazoa; Chordata; Chondrichthyes; Myliobatiformes; Dasyatidae. The transcript is spliced from 11 exons. Gene Ontology annotation, molecular function: microtubule binding. Bases 140 to 2026 code for a protein of 628 amino acids. Gene Ontology annotation, cellular component: microtubule cytoskeleton; cytoplasmic microtubule.
AAUCAAACACGGGCAAUUUUGUCCUGUGACUGAAUUUAAAAUCGUGGCGUUAGCAGCAUCGCGGAGGGAGUUUGUGCGGUGGGUGAAACUGGAGAUUGAGCGGCUUUCUCACCAGCUGCAGAGAUCAACAAUACAAGAAAUGGAUUGUCCAAGCGAGAAUGACUUCAAUCUUUUGUCUGAGGAGAAUUCUGACUUUGACGUUCUGUUAUCUCCAGCAAGUGGAAAAAGUGAUGAGGAUGAUGAAGUUUUUCUUGGACCAGUUGGACACACAGAAAAAUGUAUUGCUGCUGGCAUUGACUUAAAUUGCAAGCAAGAGAAAAGUUUACAGCAGACAGAAGCUUUGAACUGGAGUCCUCUGAACACUGACAAAUUUAUUGAAGUUUUUAGAGAAGCCAACUUGUUAGCACAACAUUAUGAAAAUCAUGCAAAGGAGAAAUCUGAAGUGAUGGGAAGUGAAAUUAUUCACAAUAAAGCAGUGGAACAAUUUAUAGAGGAAUCAAAGUUAAACUUAACCCUUCUAAAGGGUAUUGCCAGCUCAUGUUCUCCAAGAAAAAUGACUUCUAUCAUUCAAAAUACUCCACUGAAGUCUCAUCUGCCUGCAAUUCGGAACAAGCAUGAGGACAAUUCACAGGCUUCUCUUGGCAUUCCCAUAAAAUCACCGAAGAAAGCUGCUGUUCAAGCAAUUAGCUGUUUUGUGCAGCCCCUACAAAGCUCUCUUGAUUCUUCCUUAAACAAUCAAGAGAUUACUGCUUGUACCAAGACCACAAAUCUCAAGGAAUCUCCAAAAGAUCGACCAUCAAUAAAUGAACCAACAAAACCCAUGACAUCAGGAAAAAUCUGUCCACCUAAACCACCCGAGUCCAAAGCUUCAGGUUCCAUGAGGAAGAGCGAUGCUCCUUCAGUAGGAAAGCCUCUCAAUCGUAUUUCAUCAUCUGCAUCCAGUAUCCAUUCCAGUCUUCGCACUUCCCCAUCUGUUGGCCGAUCAGUGUCUCUAAACUUGCCCUUGAAAACAUCAAAACUACCAGCCCCAAAAAACAGCAGAAUUGCUGUACCAAAAAGCAAGCUUUCGAAUUCUACAUGUGUAACCGGUGCUCAAAGCACCAAAUUAAUAAAACCACCAAGUAUUUCUAAACUCUCCACACCUGGAAAAGUGAAUCAGCAAGGACCAGCAACACAAACUGUACCUUGUAGAGAAAGCUUGCAGAGAAUUGGCUCAACAGCUAGUAAGAAGUCUGAUGUACCAGUAAAAUCAAGCAAAGCUGGAAAUGUGCCUGGACAAGAUAAAUGCUCAAAGGCCAAGCCGUUUGCACAGCCCCUGCAGAAGUCCAGUGUACCAUCACCUGGAGCAAGAUCAAAAAUAACUGAACUGAAGAAGACAUCAGUGUGCCAUGAAUUUGAAAGAGGCAUAGCAGCUGGUACUCCAAAUAAAACUCUGGCUAGAGGAAUGCUGCAAACGCCUAACGUUCCAAAGAGAAGAGUUUCAAUGACUCCUGGCACAAGGCAAUUAUCUGGUUUACCCACACCACAGAGUCGUCGGUUGUCAAGUAUUCCAGCAUUCACUCCUCGCACGCAACCAAGGCUUGGGUCGUUAUCUCGGCAAGUCACGUCUAAGCGAAAUCGUAGCAUGUCUGCCAAUGGUGGAGUUUUGGAAAGAAGUAAACAAAAAACAUCUGAGAAGCCUGAGGUCCUCUGUUCACCUAAUUCCUCUGGAGAUGAGAUGUCUGCUUCUCUGGUUCCUGGCAUUCUGAAUUUCUCCCCUGAUAAACCACAGACCACAUGCAAAGACAAAGCCAAGGAACAUGUAUUUGAAAUUCCAGGGAAAGAGAAUCUUCUAGUAGAAAUUAAUACAAAAAUUAGGCCAAUUGAAGAUCGUCUGCUAAUUGAUCUCUCCAACACUCCUGAUCAGAAAAGAAUUGUACCAGUUAAAGUUCUUGAACCACUUAUAGAUUUCAGCUCCCCACUGAUUUUGUUGAGUCCAGUGGACAAAGAAAAUGUGGAUGUGAACUCUCCUUUGCUGAAGUUUUGAAAAAGUUGCUGUUACACAUAGAAUUGCUUCUGUUUCUUCAAACUGUUUUGCUUUCUAUGAGUUUUUGUGUUGGCGUAAGCCUGCUAGUUCUUGUUUCUUUUGAUGAGCUGAAAUUGAUGUAGUCUUGUGUACAAUUGAUAUAAAUAUAAUUUUUAUUCACAAUUUAAAAUGGUUUAAAGAUGAACUAUCAUUUAAAUCCAAUCUUGGUGCAUUUAUCCUCAAUAAAAUUUGUCUGAUUUGAAAAUAAUUGUUUUUAAGCAUUAAUAAAAGUCUAAUUAAA